AUGGCCCUCCCGCACCCGAUCCGCCUCCUGCUGCUGCUCGUGUGGGUCUGCAGCGCUUGCUGCGGCUCCCCGUCCCCUUCAACUACUGCAGCCAUGCCUGUAUGCGCCGGCUCUGGGGUGCCGGUGGUGCUGACGCAACCGUUGGGCUUCUGCAACGAUGUCGUCGGCCUCAGCUGCUGCGACCCCGCCGCCGACGCCGUGCUCAGGGAGGAGUUCGAGGCCCUAAACGUGCCCGCGUCCGACGCCACCUGCGCCACCAUCGUCAAGGCCAUCCUCUGCCAAGUAAAUCCACUCGGACGCUAUCUGUUGUUGUUGCUGAUUUCCUUUAAUUUGUACCUACCCUUCUCUUGCGUGCAGAGGUGCAUACUCUCGACGACCUCUCCAAAGCCGGUCAACUCAGGCAGCAUCGGGUCUAUUCCCCCAUGGUGCACCACUCGGCCGCCCCCGUCGACGGCGUCCUCCGCCCAGUCCCAGCAGCAGGAUGCCGGCAUAUGCCUCGAGCGACUCGCCGGCGCCGGCGGCGCCGCCUACCUGGGCAUGGCGGCGCACCCGGACGGCUCCGGCAGGGCCUUCCUGUACACCCAGGACGGCAAGGUCUGGCUCGUCGCGGUGCCCGCACGGGGCUCCGGAGCGGCGUUGCAGGUCGACGGCGACGGGGCCAUCCUCAACCUCGGGGGUCCGACGCUCAUCAGGCUGACAGGGCUUGCGCUCCACCCGAAGUUCGCGGCCAGCGGACGCUUGUUUGUCUCGUACACCUGCGAUAGCGCCACCUCGCCGGCGUGCGGCGGCGCUGCAUCAUCGUCCUCGUCUGCUGCUGCUCGGAAUGGGUCCAGGUACCAGCUCGUUGUCGAAGAGUUCACCACCAAGGGCGGCGCUGACUAUGGCAAGAUUACCGAAACGAGGAGGAUUUUUGCCAUGGGUUUGCCGCCGCAGCUAGUGGACGCGCCCAACCAGCAGCAUGGCGGCCAGAUCUUCUUCUGUCCGGGUGACGAUGAUGGGCAUCUCUACCUCGCCGCGGGGCACGGUGGCGGAGCAGGAGGCGAAGCGAGCUCCCCGUUUCUUGGCAAAAUCAUCAGGCUCCACGUCGACCGCAUGCCGGACAACAACGAGCCUAAGAUUUUUGCCAGUGGACUCAGCAACCCGAGGGGUUGCAGCUUCGAUUCCAUGAGGCCUUCCGACUUGUACUGUGCGGGAGUGGAUGAGCGACAGAACGAGCAGGUGUACCUGAUCUCCAACCACAGUGCCUCUCCGGCCACGGCUGCCGUCUCCGUCGUGAUCAGCCACGGCCGUCCAACCGGCGGCCUCAUCGUAGGUGGGAUCCUCAAUCGAGGUCCCGCUGAUCCCUUCUUGAAUGGAAGGUACGUGUACAUAUAUAAUUCAUCCGUGUGGGCCGCAGCAGAAACUACGGCGAGCAAUGGGCUCCAUGCUUACCCCUCCGCUCGGAUCCCCAACGUUCGGUGCUCCGAGAGCAGCCUCAUGCCCUGCGACGGCGAGGCCAUUGCCGGCAGCAUCGUCUUCUUGGGCCAGGACAGCAUGAUGGACGUCUACAUCAUCACCGUUGGCGGCAUCUACCGAGUCAUUCCGCCAGGCCUCUGUGCCGGCGGUGCUCCUCCUCCCGCACCGCCGCAGCAGAUGCCACCAUGGCUUACGUGGCUCAUCUCCAUCCUUGGAUUCAUUUUCCUGGUAGCAAUCCCAGCCAUCUCCUCGUGCCUGUGCGGCGGCGCAGGAGCAGCAGCAGGGCGGCCUACACCAAACUGGUACUUAAGCUUGAGCUGCUGCUCAUGGAACUGCUGCUCCAGUGGCACGACAAAUUAAUGACAAUACGACACAAUAACUAUAACACUAUAUAUACGCCUACUGGUGGUCAAGAAAUAAGGGUCGUCUACGGCUUGAGUUACUCGGUUUUAUUAUCAUUUUGUUCAUGUACAUAGCAAGUUUGUUUUUGUCACCAAGUUGUAGUUUGUCCAUGUGCAGAGUCUAGCUAUGUUGUCGAGUCGGGUCUGUGUAAAAAUACUAGCGAGAGUAUAUAUCCACGCAUCUUUGUGUGUUUGAAAAUUGGAACUCAUAAACAUAUGUUGUUAGGCUACAAUCAUAGCAUAUCUAUGCCACUAUAUGGUAGAAUUUAUUUGUUA
Molecule: messenger RNA, 2132 nt
Organism: Panicum virgatum (switchgrass)
Lineage: Eukaryota; Viridiplantae; Streptophyta; Magnoliopsida; Poales; Poaceae
Product: HIPL1 protein-like
Exons: 6
Coding region: 1-1815 (604 amino acids)
Source: RefSeq, a predicted model, not a curated record